ACGUUUAGUGUUUUUUUUUUAUUUAUUGAAUGUUAUUUUUUAUGAAUAAUAUUAUGUUUAAAAUGUGUGAACAUUAAAUAGACUAGUUAUCUACUUUUUAUUUUUACUUGGUGCAAGAUGUUAAAGUAAAAUUCCAUUUAAUUCCACAAGAACAGAAAACGCCAAGAUGGGAUCCUUUGUGAACAGAAACUUGAUAACUUUAAAAUGCGUGCUCUUUUGCUUCUUAGCAGGCAUAGGAUGUAUCUACCCUUUCCUCCCCCUACACAUGCUAUCUGUAGGCCUGGACCGAGGGGAAGCGCGCCUCAUAUCUGCAGUCACGCCAUGCAUCGCGUUAUUGGGGCCAGCUCUCUUGGGUCCACUUAUUGAUAAAUUGUCAGUCGGUCGAGGUUCUACAGGAGGUGGGACUGGUCCCAGCGGCUCCGGAAAGCUUUUGAGGAUUGUUACUGCCCUGUGCCUUAUUCUUAGUGCCUUGUUCUAUACAUUGUUACUCACUGUACCCUACACGGAAAGACAUGAAGCUAGAAGACCACGCGUUUUAUUCAUGUGCGACGCUGAUGGUGGUAAAGUGAUGCAAGAAGUUUGUACCGAGGGCAUGAGAUGUAAUAGAUGGGACGGAGAAAAGUCAGGAGUGCUAGCGGUCGGUGCGUGUGAAUACGGGUGCGCAGACGAAAAUAUGACUUGGGUUAUGCAACCCUUUAAGACGAUUCCAACGACCACCACACUUAGGCCACUUUAUAACAGCGUUUUUAAUGCAACGACAACCACAAACGGUUCAUUAUCGGAGGACCCAGAAGAUGAAACCGAUUUCGAAAUCAACCCACCACAUUUGUGUUACAAUGGACAAUGUCUCGUUUAUAUGCAACAUGCGAAGAGAAUGCGAGUUCCUCUUUCCCUUUUAGCUCCAGAAUUGCCUGAUGAUAACUCGACAGAUGAAAGCAAUUGGUGUACUUAUAAAACAAGUGGUCCAUCAAAAUGUAUCGUGCCACCCGAAAAAAUUGAAGAAAUAAAUCGAGAUGGCGGUGAAUGUACGCCAGCAGUGCGUUGCGAAGUGUUGGAUCCGUAUGAUGAGCCCGACGGUGUCCUCGCGGACGCGGAGUGCAGGCUCGUGAUUGGUGACCCCGCGUAUACGUUCUGGAGCUAUUUUGUUAUACGACUGUUCGCAGACAUAUGGCCAACCGCGGCUCUAGCUCUACUAAGCGCUGCGUGUGUAAUAGCCACCCGAGAGACAUCAUUAGGCCGCGGUGACGUAGGGCGGCAAUUAGCAUUCGGAACACUUGGCCUGGCGAUAUUCCCGCCCUUAGCUGGUCUAGCUGCGGAUAAUAUGCCUGAAACACCGUUUCUAGUGCCGUUCUUGUUGCACGCCAUGUUUAUGUUGAUUGGCGCUCUUAUACUGAUUGUUGACAGUCACAUGCCGCUAUCAACGCCGGAAUGGUGGUGGCACACGUCCACGGGCGUGCUGACGAUGCCGAUGAGCGCGGUGCGGCGGUACGGCGCCGAGACCGCCGCGGUGUUCGCCGUCGUGGCGCUGCUGGGCACGCUGUGGAGCGGCAUCGACGCUUACUUGCCGUGGACAAUGGUGAAAAUGAACAGCACGAGCCUGUUAGCAGGUUUGACGUUAACAGCGGGUGCUCUGCCGGCUGUACCGGCUCUGUGCUGGGCGGAGGCGCUUGUUGACUAUAUCGGACACUCCAAUGUGUUUAUUGCUGCAUUUACUUUCUAUUGUUUGAGAUACACGGCCCUGGCGUCCAGUACGGACUACAAUGUGAUAGUAAUCAGCGAGCUAUUCGAAGUGUUUACCCUAAGCUUGGUAUGGGUUACUGCGGUGUUGUACUUCCGACACCUCGUGCCGAGGAAAUACACGACAACCGGUCAAGCGCUGCCUGUCAUUGCACACUUCUGUUUAGGUCGAUGCAUUGGAGCGAUAAUAAGCGGCAUGGUAUCCCUGGAGCAGAGCGUAGACUCUAGCCGGGACGUGUACCGCGCGCUCGGCGUGCUGGCUCUACUGGCCGCUGUGGUGUACCUCGCGCUCUACCACUUGCUGCUCGCACCGCGUUGUGCCGCGCCCGCUGCUCCACCGCCCACGCACCUGCUGCAAGGGUUGAACUCGAAUGGUGCUUCGAACGGCACGUACUCUCCCAUGAGGGUCUACCAUGAAGAGCGAUCACGGAAAGGUCACUUUCGCUAUUAAGUCAUUUACAUAAUAACAUUUUUAAUUUAAUUGGAUCUAUGUUUUAUAAGUACACUGUUGUGAUAUUACAACUAUUUCCUUGCAUUUCUGAUACGAUCAGUUUGACUUGCUAACUUUAUUUUUUAUGCAUUUGUCUUUUUUAUUUUAAUAAAUUAUAUGAUCGAAA
Molecule: messenger RNA, 2354 nt
Organism: Colias croceus (clouded yellow)
Lineage: Eukaryota; Metazoa; Arthropoda; Insecta; Lepidoptera; Pieridae
Exons: 14
Coding region: 167-2188 (673 amino acids)
Cellular component (GO): membrane
Source: RefSeq, a predicted model, not a curated record